AUGUCUGAUUUCGAAGAUGAGAUGGACAUUGAUGCCCCUCCAAAGUCUAUCGAUAUUACAUUUUCUUCCGAUAACACUGCCAAGGGUAAACGCAGUGCUGCAAACCUACCUGUUGAAGCAGAAGACUCCUUACCAUGGGUUGAGAAGUACCGACCCGUUUCCUUAUCCGAUGUCUCAGGCCACCAAGAUAUCCUAGCCACCAUUAACAAGUUCGUCGAUUCGAACCGAUUACCCCAUCUCCUUCUCUACGGGCCUCCGGGAACAGGCAAGACGUCCACUAUCCUAGCCCUUGCGAGACGUAUCUAUGGGACAGAGAAUACGCGACAGAUGGUCUUAGAAUUGAAUGCUUCAGACGAUCGAGGUAUCGACGUCGUUCGUGAGCAGAUCAAGACCUUUGCUUCGACGAAGCAGAUAUUCACAAUGGGCGGAGCCUCACGCCCUGGUGGCAUGGCAAGCUAUAAGCUCAUUAUUUUGGACGAAGCUGACGCGAUGACGAGUACCGCUCAGAUGGCCUUGCGAAGAAUCAUGGAAAAGUAUACAGCGAACACGCGAUUUUGUAUUAUCGCCAACUACACCCACAAAUUAUCGCCCGCAUUGCUGUCUCGAUGUACACGCUUCAGAUUUAGUCCUCUAAAAGAAGGCGAUAUUCGGGUCUUGGUGGAUAAAGUUAUUCUGGAGGAGGGUGUCAAAAUCUCAGGCGAGGCUACAGACUCUCUGGUUAAACUGAGUAAAGGGGACAUGCGACGAGCACUAAAUGUGCUCCAGGCUUGUCAUGCAUCUAGCACGCCGAUACAGCCAAAAGACGCGCCCAAGGUCCCCGAGAAAGAUAUCGUUAGGGAAACUAUCACGACUGAGACUAUCUACAAUUGUAUAGCAGCCCCGCCUCCUGAUGCGAUCACAAAGAUUGCCAGUACGCUACUCGCAACUAGCGACGUAACCACUUGCCUAUCGACGAUCAAUACGCUGAAGGUGGCCAACGGCCUCGCGUUGGCGGAUAUAAUCACAGCACUGUCGGAGCAACUAGUAAAGAUGGAGGUGAAGCCUGAGGUUAUGAUUAGAUGGCUUGACGGCCUAGCGGAGAUAGAAUACAGAGUGUCUGCUGGUGGAAGUGAGGCUAUUCAAACAGGUGCAGUAGUAGGUGUAGUAAGAGAGGGUUUUAUGGACGUGAUGAUCCCGGAGAUACUAUGCUUAAUCUGCUCGUACCUCGAUAUCGAGGAUAUUCGCAGAUUCCGACUAUGCGGCAGAGCCUUUGCAGACGCCGGCGCUUGCUUUGCUUUCCGAGAGGUUAUAUUUUAUCUGCAUCCCCAUGACUUUGAUAUGCUCCGGCACAUUUCUCUGCACCCUAUUGCAUCCAAGAAUGUCCGCUCGCUGGUUUAUGUUGGCCAUACUUUAGAAUCGCCUAAGAAAUCCUUAGAUGAAUUUCGUAAAUACUAUUCUAUCAUUCGAAGCGGAGAGAAGAUCAUAGCCCAGCAUACGAAUGAAGCACCGCCACCACGUAUAGGAAACCAGCAGCUCCUGAGGCUCUACAAGAAUUACGAGAUCGCUAUCGAUGAGCAGGAGAAGAUGUUGAAGACGGAUGAAGAUAUCUCUUGCCUCAAAGAGGUCAUUUCUCGCUUUUCGUCGCUUCGGGAAGUCACUAUGUCAUCCGACUUUUGGUUUUGGCAUGGCAUCCACAAGACUCCAUUUGAAGGAUGUUUGAUUAAACCGGGUGACGAAUUGACACCGAUGGGAUGUCGGCAGCUUGAUUCUCUCCUAUCUGCUGUCUUCAAUGCCAAUAUCAAGUUAAAAAGACUUACCGCCGGUGCAUUCAGCUGGCAGUUCUUCCAGAAGCCAGCCGCCGAGCUCCGAAGUGCCCUUUCCUUCUAUUCUAACCUUACAUGCCUCGAGCUAUGCAUCGAUACUGGUGAGAAUGAUUUUGAUGCCAGCGUUACGGAUGAUCUACUUGUCGGUACAGAGGUUCCUCAGUGUCGCCGUCUAUUAGAAACGGGAUUAUUGCGCGACUUUAUCAAAUCGUUACCUCAACUACAGACGUUAUAUAUUGUUUUUAACUGGCAUUCGGAACAACACGGAUAUGCUGCGCGGCUCGAGGAUAUAAUGGAGCCAAAGCAUAAAUGGGAACAUCUCGACAGUUUGACCUUGGGAAAUAUUACAUGUGAACGGCAUGACCUAAUGUCUAUGCUCAGAAGACAUAAAGGCACUCUUAAGGAGUUAUGUCUCCGAGACAUUCGACUGAGAAGUACGUCAUGGCUGUUGCUUCUCCCCAAGAUUCGGAAGACGAUGAACUUAGACGACGCUUGCAUUUGUGGCGAGUUGUAUGGGCAAGAGGAAGACUCGCCAUAUGCAGAAUAUUGGGAUCUUUCAUUACCAGACACCUUCGAGAACUCGCUCCGCGAUGACGUUAAUGACUACUUGGUCAAUAACAACAUCAGACGUUGCCCUCUUAAUGAUUAUAUCGGUUACCUUUAG
This is a messenger RNA of Daldinia childiae, 2466 nucleotides long. RefSeq names its product Replication factor C subunit 3. Bases 1 to 2466 code for a protein of 821 amino acids. Gene Ontology annotation, biological process: DNA repair; DNA-templated DNA replication. Gene Ontology annotation, cellular component: DNA replication factor C complex; Elg1 RFC-like complex; nucleus. Lineage: Eukaryota; Fungi; Ascomycota; Sordariomycetes; Xylariales; Hypoxylaceae. The record is from RefSeq and is a predicted model, not a curated record. Gene Ontology annotation, molecular function: ATP binding; DNA binding; DNA clamp loader activity. The transcript has 4 exons.